Vanessa atalanta (red admiral) is the source of this 718-nucleotide messenger RNA. RefSeq lists its product as uncharacterized. NCBI's taxonomy places the organism in Eukaryota, Metazoa, Arthropoda, Insecta, Lepidoptera, Nymphalidae. The record is from RefSeq and is a predicted model, not a curated record. Gene Ontology annotation, biological process: inner mitochondrial membrane organization. Gene Ontology annotation, cellular component: MICOS complex. The transcript has 3 exons. Bases 101 to 580 code for a protein of 159 amino acids.
UGACGGCUCAUGGAAGGUUGGACAUCUGACUUUUUGUCAAAAAUGCCUUUCUGACGUGAUUUGCCGAUAAAAUAAUUUGAAAUAAUACAUUUUUAUAAACAUGGGUGGUUCUCAAAGCGUUAGAAAAUUGAGUGUUGACAAUGAAAAUGCUAUACAAGUAUCUCAAGAAGCCUUAGAUCGCAUACAAGCGCAGUUAAACGCUAAACAAGCUGAACAGCCUGCAUCUCGACCUCAAUAUGCCCCUCCUCCUUAUUACGACACACAUAAACAAAACGAAUAUGCAGCUGAAGAAGCAUACUGGGCUCGACGUAUAGAAAACUUAAAACGUGCUCAUGAAAAGAUUAAUAGCGGUAUGCAUUUGGAAUACCAAAAAACUCUUAAAGAAGCAAAUGAUUUGUUUGAUCUAGUUCAAGCAGACAAAGUUGUUAAUAAGUUACCACCUUGUCAACAAGAAAAAGGAAAGAUGCUAGAGUGCUACAGCUCAAAUCCUGACAAGUCACUUCUGUGUUCAGUGCUAGUGAAUGAAUUUAAUGACUGUGUAUGCAGAAGCAGAAUUGCUGCAGUUUCAGCGUCAUCCUGAGCUAUAGGACUUGUAUAUAAAUUCUAGAAAAAGGUCAAAAAGCAUGCAAAAUUGUUUCAACCACUUUCAUUGCCAGAGGCCCUGUGAAGUAGAGUUAAUAAUAUUAUUGCUGUAUGAAUAAAUUGUUAAUCUAAAGUG